AUGCCUUCUGAAUCCCGAACAUCGGAGAAGUAUUUGAUAGAAAUGCACAGAAUUGUCAUSWACUGKGCAGUGGCUUAUGGWUUGGUGGCAAAAUUAGAGUUCGUUCCCGAAAGUCAAAUGGACGCCGCGUGUGCCGCUUGUGGUGCAGGUCUAGCCUUUAGCUACUAUUUCAUCGCUGCUAUGUCUGACGGCGCCACCAAAAUGGGACUUUCCAGAGAUAUGGCCACAAAGUUCGCCGCAAAGACUGUUCAAUCGGCAGCGCAGUCAUUGCUUGAAUCGGGAAAAAGUUCGACCGAACUUCGAGAUGACGUGUGCUCACCGGCCAGACCCGCCAUAUACGACAUUCAUGUGCUCGACAAAGCCGAUUGCGCUUCAGGUGUGUCCGCAGCUGUCGAGGCCGCACACAAAAGAGCCGCAGAAUUGACUAAAGAAGGAGAGGAAAAUUAA
Oppia nitens is the source of this 447-nucleotide messenger RNA. RefSeq names its product pyrroline-5-carboxylate reductase 3-like. Lineage: Eukaryota; Metazoa; Arthropoda; Arachnida; Sarcoptiformes; Oppiidae. Bases 1 to 447 code for a protein of 148 amino acids. The record is from RefSeq and is a predicted model, not a curated record. Gene Ontology annotation, biological process: L-proline biosynthetic process. Gene Ontology annotation, molecular function: pyrroline-5-carboxylate reductase activity. The transcript has 2 exons.